This is a messenger RNA of Caenorhabditis briggsae, 600 nucleotides long. RefSeq names its product Protein CBR-MRPL-51 (gene Cbr-mrpl-51). The record is from RefSeq and is a predicted model, not a curated record. Gene Ontology annotation, molecular function: structural constituent of ribosome. Gene Ontology annotation, cellular component: mitochondrial large ribosomal subunit. The transcript is spliced from 3 exons. The coding region runs from base 1 to 600 and encodes 199 amino acids. NCBI's taxonomy places the organism in Eukaryota, Metazoa, Nematoda, Chromadorea, Rhabditida, Rhabditidae. Gene Ontology annotation, biological process: translation.
AUGAACUCCGCAAGUAUCUCCAGAUUAACAUCCGUUAUUCGAACAACGUCAGUCCGGGGAUUUCACGAUCGCAGUUCUGUGCCAAGAGUAGUGGAUGAUCGUGAAAAGUCAUCCGCCAAAUACAAUGAUGCUGGUUAUACCUUUCGCUACCAUCAACAAGGAGUAGACCCUCUUCCUCGCAUACCGGACUGCAAAGUACCAGUAGCUCGACCGAACUACAAAGUUAGAGAUCAAUGGAACGAUGAGGCUGCACGUUUCGGUCAGAAUGAUUACAUCGAUCUUCUCGGUGAUGGAUCAGUACAUCCCGCACAACUACAAUACCACACUCCAACCUGGCUCCGUGGAUUCCCUGGACAACAUAAGGCAAACGAACUGAUCAAGUUGAUUCAUUACCGUAAUCUCUAUGACUCCAAGCUGAAACAAAAUUCGCCGAAGAGAUGGCACGAGUUAAGAAAGAGAAUCAAGUAUUUGAUGAUGCAGCAUAACUAUAAUAAACAAGAUGAAAUCGGUCGUGAACGAAACUUGGGAUUGUGGGAGGAAGAGCCAGACUACACGUACAAAGACAAAUCGCGAAGAUCAUUCAGAGACGAGAUUCAUUGA